Messenger RNA from Anopheles nili, 2343 nucleotides. RefSeq names its product ubiquitin thioesterase trabid (gene trbd). Gene Ontology annotation, biological process: protein deubiquitination involved in ubiquitin-dependent protein catabolic process; protein K29-linked deubiquitination; cytoskeleton organization. Gene Ontology annotation, cellular component: cytoplasm; nucleus. The coding region runs from base 1 to 2343 and encodes 780 amino acids. The transcript has 5 exons. NCBI's taxonomy places the organism in Eukaryota, Metazoa, Arthropoda, Insecta, Diptera, Culicidae. Gene Ontology annotation, molecular function: cysteine-type deubiquitinase activity; K63-linked polyubiquitin modification-dependent protein binding. The record is from RefSeq and is a predicted model, not a curated record.
AUGUCGGGUUCGUCGUCUGCGAACAACCAAGAGCAACAAAAUCAAGACCCCGACAGCCAACAGCAACUACAGCAGCUACAAUCGCAACAACAUACACUCGAUGAAACACUGCAAGAGCAACACUGUUCACAGCAACAUCCGAAAUGGGUUUGCGAAUACUGUACAUACGAGAACUAUCCACUGUCCCUCAAGUGCAUCAUGUGCAAAGGUUCGAAACCACUGCUUAAAGAGGAUAUAUUUAGACUAAGUCCGACCCAACAGUUAAGCGCGACCAACAGAUCCAACCCAAAUCUGGCUAGCGGAGCCGUCAAAACGACCGAGAUUCCAGACUCCAACCAAAGGUGGCCAUGCACUGCGUGUACCUACUUGAAUCUUCCGCACAUCAGACGAUGCCUGCAGUGCGACACAACGCGAAAGGACGAGCUAAUUCCGCAACAUCAGAAAUGCUCGCCUCCAAAAGUGAUAAGCGAUUACGAUAGCAUCAGCGAGCAUCUGAAUGCGAUGAACAUCUGUCGGAGUUCCAGUCCCGGGGACGAUGGCAAAGACUACACUGGCACCCAUCCGCUCCCAGCGAGCGGGACCGGAAGCGGAAAGCAUAAUCGCAACAACUCUCCAUCCUCGGGUGGGCUGUACGGUUCCAGCUCACGCUUGGCGACCAACACAAACGAUGGCGAGCCGGGAGUGAAAGGGUGCGCAAGCGAAGUCAAACAUUCUCCCUCACCAGUUUCCACGUCGCCCGUGAACACCGUCGGACGUGCGGUCGCCAGCUCUCCCGCUAGCUCCGGGAAGUGGUUCUGCGCAAUUUGCACGUACGAAAACUGGCCAAAAUCGCUCAAAUGUUCAAUGUGUUUGCACCCGCGUGAAACCGCAGCCAGUAACGUGAGCGGCAGAAGCAACCAAGCGGCCGCCAAAGCAUCGCCGGAACACGACGAAAAUACGAUCAACGUGGCCAGCAACAUCAUGGUGAACAACAAACGGAACCAGCAGCUUAUGGGCCAUUCGGAUGCGAUGAACAACAUGGACGCUUGCAAGCAAGAGCGCUAUUUGCAGCUGCUUCGUCGCCAGCCGGAUUGGGACUGGUUGAAUGCUUGCGUGGGAAUCGCGGAGAACAACAUAGGCGCGGUGGAAGCCUACCUCGAGUGUGGCGGUGACCCAAGCAGGGCUCUUACAUCGGCAGAGGCUUUCUUGAUCAGCCGCAACAAUUGUGCGUUCGACGUCGGCCACACGCUGAUACAUCUAGCGAUUCGGUUUCAUCGCGAUGAGAUGCUUCCGUUGCUAUUGGCACAAAUAUCCGGUUCGGGUCCGGGUAUCAAGCGUGUUCCGGCGUAUGUGGCUCCCGAUCUAGCCAGUGAUAUACGGCGCCACUUUGCGCAAUCGAUUCGCAUCCGGAAGGCGUCGUUCAAUUGCCAGUUUGUGAAUGAACAUGCCACGUUUUCGCUGCCCGCCGACAUCGAGGAGCUUCCGCUGGUUCUGCAAGAGCAGCUGUACGAGGAGCUACUCGAUAAGGACGCCCAGAAGCAGCUGGAAAUGGCACCGCCCGCCUUGAACUGGUCGCUCGAGAUCACCGACCGGCUUGGGUCGCGUUUGAUGGUGCUCUGGAAUCGCAGUGCUGGCGAUUGUCUGCUCGAUUCCGUCAUGCAAGCCACCUGGGGUGUGUUCGAUCGUGACAAUACGCUUCGGCGGGCGCUGGCAGACAGUCUGCAUCAGGGCAGCCACAUAUUUUAUCCUCGCUGGAAGGAGAACGAGUUGUUCCAGGCGGCCUUGCAACAGUACACGAUGGCUGAAAUUCAGUUGGAGAAGGACUGGAACACGCUCCUGUCACUCGCUAGUCAUCCGGGAUCAUCGCUGGAACAGCUGCACAUCUUCGCCCUGGCACACAUCAUGCGCCGGCCAAUCAUCGUGUACGGCGUGAAGUACGUGAAGAGCUUCCGCGGAGAGAACAUCGGUUUCGCGCGUUUCGAAGGUGUCUACCUGCCGCUGCUGUGGGAGCAAAGCUUCUGCAUCACCUCACCGAUUGCGCUUGGGUACACGCGGGGUCACUUUAGUGCUCUCGUACCAACCGAACCUUACUCGCGCAUCGACGCCACGAGGGACGAACGGGAGGACAUAACCUUCCUGCCGCUGAUGGACUGUGAGAUGAAGCUGCUGCCGGUUCAUUUCUUGACCAAAAAUGAGGUUGGCCGCGAAGAAAUGUUACUCCGGCAGUGGCUUGAAGUGUGCGAAACGGAAGGAGGCCUAUUGGUCGCCCAGCAGAAGCUACACAAACGUCCACUAUUAGUCGCUCAAUUGCUUGAGGAAUGGCUUAACCACUACCGGCGAAUAGCGAUUUCUAGGCUGUUUUAA